Molecule: messenger RNA, 1041 nt
Organism: Nematostella vectensis (starlet sea anemone)
Lineage: Eukaryota; Metazoa; Cnidaria; Anthozoa; Actiniaria; Edwardsiidae
Exons: 2
Coding region: 1-933 (310 amino acids)
Source: RefSeq, a predicted model, not a curated record
AUGUACACCGAUGAGCUGGAUGACAUCGCGUGCAACGAUGAGCCAUUGGCGGCUGUGUUUGGAGGGGUACUGCCCAGUGACAAGCUGGGCAAGCAAAAAAGAAAAAGCGUUGGGGACACGGCCUACAUCGUUAACACCGACCCUAGCAAUAAACCUGGUAUGCAUUGGCUGGGUGUCUACGAGACUCCUGACCAUCUUGAGUUUUUCGACAGUUUUGCUUUUAACCCCCGCACUUAUGGGGGUGGUAUCCAACAAUUUUGUCUCCAGCACAAUAUUAUCCAUUCUCGUCCCGGCCCAAGCCAAUCUGGAAAAACCACCUUUGUUCACAGCCUACUAGAACAGAAAAAAACAGCAUUUGACCGAACACCCCAGAAAAUAGUCUAUUGCUACGGCGCCCACCAGCCUCUGCUGGAAGCCCUGAAACAAAAACUUGGUGUCGUGCUCCACAGGGGGCUCCCCGAGUCCAUAGAAAAACUCUUUGUACCGCAAGAACGACCUGGAGUCCUCAUCAUUGACGACCUCAUGGGCGACCUAAAUCGCAUGAGCGACAUCUUCACGAAAACAUCCCAUCACCAUGACAUCACUGCUAUCCUGAUCCUGCAAAAUUUGUUUCCACCGCAAAAAGAAGCGCGCACCAUUUCGUUAAACGCCCACUAUAUUGUAGUCUUUAACAACCCGCGAGAUCAGUUAGGCUGCCGUAACCUUGCUGCCCAGGCAUUCCCCAAUAGGGUAGGUUUUGUCAUGGAUGCUUUCAGACAGGCGACGAGCGCCCCCUACGGGUACCUCCUCUUCGACUUUCAUAAAAAUACCCGUCCGGAGUGCCGACUACGCUCCCACGUACUUCCUAGCGACCAGCGUAGUUACGUCUACGUACCCGUGGAAGACGUGGAUCACAUUUGCGUGUUCACGGAUAAAUACACCCCAACCAUCUAGGAACACCGUCAUUCAGGGGUACCAACGGCACGUGAAAAGAGCGCCUAAAAAUGUCUAACAUUCGUAUCCGGGGGAAAAUACGACGCUUACCAUACCAGUACUACUACA